Molecule: messenger RNA, 3705 nt
Organism: Rotaria sordida
Lineage: Eukaryota; Metazoa; Rotifera; Eurotatoria; Philodinida; Philodinidae
Source: the annotation of a GenBank genome assembly
AAGUCCACGGCUUGUUAUCUUCUUACAAGAGACAAUAAUAGCUUAUCUACUAAUAGAUUAUCACGAGUUAUUCAAACAUCAAAAAAAUGAUGAAUUGUUUCCUUUUCUUUGCGUAAACUUUUUCUUGAAAUUAGAAAUAUAUGUACUUGUUGAUAGUUCGUGUUACUUCUUCUUAAAAUCCUUAAAUUGAAAAACAAUACAAAAGAGUUAAGGCAAAAGCUUCGGGUACUUUAAGAUAGGUAACGAAAUCUAAUGGCAACAUAGUCUAUUAAAUGGCUUAAAACAGUUUCGUUUUCCGUAUACAACGCAAGUAAAGAAGCAUAGGGACAUUAAAUAAUAUAUGAUUUUUAUUCAUUUUUCUAAUCAACUCUAAUCACUCCUAACCACUCCUAAUCGUUCCUAAUCACUCCUAAUCACUCCUAAUCAUUACUAAUCACUCCUAAUCAAUAAUAAUCACUGCUAAUCACUGCUAAUCACUUAAAAUCAUAUCUAAUCAAAUAAUCAGCUGUUUCCCCCUUGUGACCAUUACACAUUGAAAAAUAAUCUUUUUUAUUUGUUAUGAUCUGUUGAAGCGAUAAGAAUUUUACUGUAGGUAUAAAAAACAUUGAAGGAUCUUUCGGAUCUCCUAGGUAAUUUACUCACGUUAAAAAGAUAGAGUCAAGAAGUUGUUUUUAAAAUUAUUUUCCAUGAUACUCUUAGGGGUAGUGACUCGUCUUGACCUUUUUUCAAAAAAUGUCUUAAUUGAAGAAGAUAAUUAUAUUCAUAAUAAAAGUUUAGCUGUUCAGGAGAAUGACCAACAUGAAGUGUUUUCGUUUGAAAUAUAAAAAUCAAAUUGAUUAUGUCACCCGAAAUAGUCAACUGAUGUUAGAGACGUCAACGAGUUGAAGCUAGGGGACUAAAACAGUUAUAGGUAAAAUAUUUUUUCUCUAUAUCGGUAGAUAGACUCAAUAUGAUGUAAGAGAUUGAAAGUCCUCGUUUUGUUGUACAGUGAUAUACCGUUAAUAGCAUUUCGGAUAAUGAAAAACUCAGCAAAAAGAGUUUCCUAGGAAAUGGAACGUUUAUUUUCAAUGUGCGAAGUAUUUCUGAUCGUUUACUCUUUUGUCAACACGAGACAAUACAUAGAAAUAGUAUCAUAGGUGUUGGGCAUAAAGACAAGUUGAAUAUAUUUUAUUUGAUAAGGCUAAGCAUACCAUCAAGUAUCAAAGCACCUUUUCUAACCAAUCUUUUUGUAAGAUUGAACUCUAAGCCAAUUGUACAGAAAUGUACAGUAACUUUGCUCUAUCAUUUGAAUCUGAUCAAUAUAAGAUUUCAAGGUAUUAUCCGACGAAAUUGUCUAUAUAAGUCAAGAAUUUCGACCUCUAGAGAACAAACGGAUUUCAUCUUGAUUGCUUGGAAAAUGAUCGUGUCUGGUCUUCGAAGACUAGAAAUGAAUGGAAUCGUAAGGCAGUGUUGUGAAUCAGAGUGUUCUAGAAUGUUUCUGGUUUUUCUAGAUUGAGAAAUAUCGGCAAUCUGAUUGUAAGGCACAAUUAAAAGGUAGAGCGCGUUCCGUCGUGAAUAAUUGCUUCGACGUGCCAUCUAUUUCAAUUUUUUUUCUAAUUAGGAGUCGAUCCAUAUGCAUUGAUCUAACGAGGGAAGUACCCGAAGUGAUUAACCGCUUUUGAGCUCAUAUUUUGGGUGUAUAGAAGAGACCUCUAGACUAGAAUAAUCCUAAAAGGAUUCGGGCCCAUAGGCCUUCUCUACAGAGUUAUAGCCAUUUUACUUGAGUUUUAGCCUAUGGCAUGGUAUGUACAAAGAAAUCGACAGACGGUAUUUCGACUUGAAAUUUUGUCCACCGAUAGGUCUACUUGUAAUUAGAAUGCUCUGAAAAUUUCAACUCAAAAGAAUGUUUUUUUCGCAAGAUACUGAAUGUCGAGAAAACAUGAGAUUCUCGCAUGUUUUAUGGGAUUUGAGUGAUUUUUGAGAAUUCAAUAUCUUGCGAAAGAAACAUUCUUUUGAGUUGAAAUUUUCAGGGUAUUCUAAUUACAAGUAGACCUAUCGGUGGACAAAAUUUCAAAUCGAAAUACCGUCCAUCGAUUUCUUUGUACAUACCAUGCCAUAGGCUAAAACUCAAGUAAAAUGGCUAUAACUCUGUAGAGAAGGCCUAUGGGCCCGAAUCCUUUUAGGAUUAUUCUAGUCUAGAGGUCUCUUCUAUACACCCAAAAUAUGAGCUCAAAAGCGGUUAAUCACUUCGGGUACCUCCCUCGUAAGUUGUAUUUAUUUAUGUAAAUCAAUAAAUCAAUGAUCGAUAAAAGAUUAUGACAGUUAAAAUUCUUAUUGAUUGAAGAUAGUAAACGAAUAUACAUAGAUUGAUAAAUUGAUCUAUUGUUUGAGUUUCAAUCAUUUUUCGAAGAUAUCCAAUCGAACUAUACCUUUAGACAAUAAAUCAUUAUUUUCUCAAUUAACAUCUCUAAAUAGUCUGUUUAUUCAGAAAAAAAAUCGUGACAGAUAUUUUGUUAUAAUGAUAAAUAAUUUCUAAAAUGGGGAUUCCCACUGAAGAUAGUCAUCUAUGGUAGUGUUAGUUUUGUCCUUUUCUCAAUAAUGUAUUUUUUGUUGAUUGUUUUUAAUUAUGUUGAACUUAUUUUUUGUCUAUAUAGAAUUAUUUGAUGAGUUUGACAUUAAUUCAAUAAAGUCUUGUUGAAUUAAUGUGAAAUAUAUACUAAUUGAAAUGAAAUUCAUUCCAGAAGGCUUCGAUUAUAUAGUCACUAGAAAUAAAUUAUAAGGAAAGAGGCUAUGAAUAACCUGAAAAGAGUUCAGGUCCGUUAGAUAAUAGCAUAUAUUCAAAUGUUCGACUUCGAACGUUUCUAUAGAUAUUACGGCAUAUCGACAAUAAAACUUUUUCUCAGUCAAACUACGAAAAAAACUUCCCUUUCAUAUUUCUACCAUAUGAUAUAAUACCUUUCGUCUUUUUAUUUUUUUGAUAGAUGAAUUUUUGAAUUAAAACAGUUUUUUUAUGUUUCAUAAUAAAAUAUUAGCAACCUUUUAUUGAAAGGUUUUUUUUUCCUUAUUUAGAUUAAAAACGUCGUGGUGCAUCUGUAGGUGGAUUUGUUGCAUAAACAAAUCGAAUAUUAACAGAAUUCUAUUAGCGUGUUAUUUAUAGAGGUAGAGCAGAAGAACGUUCUGGAUGGUUUAUCUGCUUACAUGAAAUGGUAUUACGAUGAAAAAUUUCAAUAAAUAAACGUUCCGUUAUUAUUUUAUAAUUAUUUCGAUGCAUUAGAAUAAUAUUAUCAAUAUAAUAACUGUUUACCAGAAAACGAGUUACUUUUUAAAUAUGAUUUAAAUGAAUAAAAAAAUCUCUAUAUAUAUUUAUUAUUGAUUAAAUUAGUUGUUCUUUAUCUAGAUGGUGUUAGUGAUAGUCAAUUAUCAAUUGUCGCUGAACAUGAAUUAGCACAAAUAUUCGAAACAGUUCCAAAGAUAAAGACUUGUUAUGAACUAAAACUAGCUGUCGUUAUUGAAAAUCAAGGUUCAAGUGGUCAACGACGUGGUGAUGGAACAGGAGAUAAAGAAGUCCUGAACACAGCUAAUAAAUUAGCAGAAGUUUUACCAUAUAGACAUUGUCAUUUGAAACAAUUACGUUUUGAACGUAUUAAAGAUAAUUUAUUAUUAGAAGAAGAAUUUAUUAAAAAUCAAGAACGUUUAAAACCACAAGAAGAUCGUCAUGAAGCAUAA